AUGUCUGAUCUAUCAGUUGAGCUCACAGCUCCCAAUGGUCGAAAGUACACACAGCCGACAGGGCUGUUUAUCAACAACGAAUGGGUAAAGAGCAGCAGUGGAACGAAGAUUACUUCCAUCAACCCUACUGACGAAACCGAAAUCACAUCCGUCUAUGCAGCAAGCGUCGAAGAUGUCGACAAGGCUGUGGCUGCGGCGCGCAAAGCCCUCAAAGAUCCAUCAUGGCGCGACAUGGCUCCCACCGAUCGAGGAAACAUGAUGAUCAAGCUUUCCGAUCUUGUUGCCGAACACGCAGAGACGCUAGCGACGAUUGAGACCUGGGACAAUGGCAAGAUCUACGCGGAUUCUCUGGGUGGUGACUUGGAGGAAGUCAAGGGAUGUCUUCGAUACUACGGCGGUUAUGCGGAUAAGAUACACGGAGAAACAAUCGAUGUUGGACCUGAUAAGUUCGCGUAUACGAUUAAGGAGCCGGUUGGUGUCUGUGGUCAGAUCAUUCCAUGGAAUUAUCCUCUGGCUAUGGCGGCGUGGAAACUAGGACCUGCACUGGCUUGUGGAAAUACGAUCGUUAUCAAAGCCGCUGAGCAGACGCCACUGAGCAUCUUAUACCUUGCCAAUCUUAUCAAGGAAGCCGGCUUCCCACCUGGGGUUGUCAAUAUUCUCAAUGGAUACGGAAGAGAAGCAGGAGCUGCCAUCGCUACUCACCUCGGGAUUGAUAAGGUUGCUUUCACCGGAAGUACUGCAACUGGAAAGGAAAUUAUGAAGCUGGCAUCGGUGAACAUGAAGAAUAUCACGUUAGAAACUGGAGGAAAGAGUCCAUUGAUCAUCUUUGAAGACGCAGAAUUGGAUCAAGCCGUCAAGUGGGCGCACAUUGGAAUUAUGUCCAAUCAAGGUCAAAUCUGCACCGCCACGUCGCGAAUCCUAGUACAAGACACCAUCUAUGACAAAUUCAUUGAAGACUUCAAGGCCCAUGUGAAGCAAAUCUCUGUCGUUGGGAAUCCUUUCGACGAAUCCACAUACCAAGGUCCUCAAGUCACAAAGACACAGUACGAGAGAGUCCUUGGUUUCGUACAAUCGGGUAAGGAUGAGGGGGCCACACUCGUUUCAGGCGGCGAGCAAUUUACCAGCGGUCCUAAAUCCGGAAAGGGUUUCUUCAUCACCCCAACCAUCUUCUCAGAUGUAAAACCCACCAUGAAAAUCUACCGCGAGGAAGUCUUUGGUCCAUUCGUCGUCAUCGCCUCCUUCAAGACCGAAGAAGAAGCAUUGGAAAUGGCAAAUGAUACUACUUACGGUCUUGGAAGUGCUGUGUUCACGCAAAACCUGCAACGAGCGCAUAGAGUGGCCAAGAGGAUCGAGGCUGGUAUGGUCUGGAUUAAUAGUAGUAAUGAUUCGGAUUUCCGCAUUCCGUUUGGUGGUGUGAAACAAUCGGGGAUUGGGAGGGAGUUGGGUGAAGCGGGGUUGGCGGCUUAUAGUCAGACUAAGAGUGUACAUGUUAAUAUGGGGGCGAAGAUAUAG
Molecule: messenger RNA, 1512 nt
Organism: Glarea lozoyensis ATCC 20868
Lineage: Eukaryota; Fungi; Ascomycota; Leotiomycetes; Helotiales; Helotiaceae
Product: ALDH-like protein
Exons: 3
Coding region: 1-1512 (503 amino acids)
Molecular function (GO): oxidoreductase activity, acting on the aldehyde or oxo group of donors, NAD or NADP as acceptor
Source: RefSeq, a predicted model, not a curated record